Dictyostelium discoideum AX4 is the source of this 2859-nucleotide messenger RNA. RefSeq names its product RNA-binding region RNP-1 domain-containing protein. Lineage: Eukaryota; Evosea; Eumycetozoa; Dictyosteliales; Dictyosteliaceae. The record is from RefSeq and is a predicted model, not a curated record. Gene Ontology annotation, molecular function: RNA binding; nucleic acid binding. The coding region runs from base 1 to 2859 and encodes 952 amino acids. The transcript is spliced from 2 exons. Gene Ontology annotation, cellular component: cytosol.
AUGGAAGAUUAUGAUAUAUAUGGAGACUUUAAAGAUGAAAAGAAACAUACAGAAGAUGAACUUGGAGAAGAUGAAAUAGAAGAUAAUAAAUAUAGAAACAGAAAUGAAAAUGAUGAAACUAUGAAUACACGUAGUGAAUCGAAUAAUCAUGAAGAUAGUGAUAGUAAUUAUGGAUCAUCACGUAGAGAUGAUGAUGAAGAUGAAGAUGAUAAUAAUAAUAAUAAAUCAAGAAGAAGUGCUAGUAAUAUGGAUGAUGAUACAGAAAAUACUCACAGUAUAAGAUUAAUUGAAGAUGAAAAAUCUUAUGAUGAAAAUGAUGAUGAUAAUAUAUUAGGAACAUAUGAUGAAAAUGAUCAAAAUUCAACAUCAAAUAACAAUAACAAUAAUAACAAUAAUAGAACAAAUAAUGGAUCAUCAUCUACAGUAUCAGGAGAAUCAUCAUCAACAACAACAACAACGACAAUUACUGAUACUACUGAUUUAUCACCAGCAUUGUAUAUUAGUGGAUUAGAAUGGUGGACAACUGACCAACAACUUGAAAAUGUAUUUUUAGAGUUUGGAAAGAUUGUUACAUUAAAGAUCUUUGAAAAUGAAAAUAAUGGUAAAUCAAAAGGUUAUGCAUUUGUAGAGUUUGAACAUAUUGAACAAGCUCAACUUGCAAAAUCAAAAACUGAGAAAAAAGAAAUCAAUGGUAAAGAGAUGACAAUUCGUUUACUUUCUCAACAAAAUUAUCAUAAUGCUCUUACUACCAUUAAGAAUAUUAGUUUAGGUCAAUCAAAUCAAUCGAAUCAACAACAUUUAAAUUCUUCUUCAAACUCUCAUAAUAAUAAUAAUAAUAAUAAUACAAAUAGUGGUAAUAUUGCAAAUAAUAUUCAUCAUCAAUCAUCUUUAUCAUCAUCAUCAUUGUCAAAUUCACAACAUGGUGGUAAUGGAGGUGGUGUUAAUGGCAGUGGUGGUGGUGGUUCACAUCCACAUUUUGGUGGUAUGCCUUAUCCAUAUCAACAACCACCACAACAACAGCAACAACAACCACCAUAUGGUUAUGCUGAUCCAUAUUCAAGAGGUGGUAGAGGUGGUAAGAGAUCAGUAGGUGCUUCAAUGAGAGGUGGUAGAGGUGGUCCACCACCACCCAUUGGAAUGCAACCAGAGUUUUAUUCUCCACCAAUGAGAGGAGGUUAUAUGGGUCGAGGUGGUAGAGGUUCACCUUUCCCACCUCCUCCAUAUGGAGCUACAAUGUCAAGUGGUAGAGGAGGUUAUAUGGGUAGAGGGGGUGCACCACCUCCAAAUAUGAUUGGCGGUCCACCUCCUCCUUACUUUUAUCAAGGUGGUCCACCACCCCCAAAUGGUAGCGGCGGUAGUGGUAGUAGUGUCGGCAGCGGCGGCAGUGGUAGUGGUGGUGGUAGACCUUAUUCCUCAUCAAAAAGAGAUGAAUGGUCAAGUGGUGGUAGUUCACCUGACAGAUACGGUGGUGAUUAUCAUGGUGAAAAGAGAAAAAGAGAUGACGAUGUCGAUGAAAGAGAAAGAGAAAGAGAUAGAGAAAGAGAUAGAGAAAGAAGGGAAAGAGAUGACUACGAUAAUAGAAGAGACAGAGAUAGAGAUAGAGAUGACUAUGAUAGAAGAGACAGGGAUAGAGAUAGAGAUGACCAUGAUAGUGGUAGCAGCAGAAGAGAUAGAGAUGAUCAUGAUAGUGGUAACAACAGCAGCAACAGAAGAGAUAGAGAUGAUCAUGAUAGUGGUAGCAGCAACAGAAGAGAUAGAGAUGAUCAUGACAGUGGUAGCAGCAGUAACAGUGGUAGCAGCCGAAGAGAUAGGGAUGAUCAUGAUAGCAACAGUAACAGUAGCAGCAGAAGAGAUAGAGAUAGGGAUGAUCAUGAUAGCAGCAGCAGCAGUAGAAGAGACAGAGAUAGGGAUGACCAUGACAGUAGCAGCAGCAGCAGAAGAGAUAGAGACAGAGAUAGGGAUAGAGAAAGAGAUAGAGAUAGAUCAUCCGACAGAAGAAGCGAAAGUACAAGAGAUAAAGAAAGAGAUGAUAGAUCAGAUAAUAGAAGUUCUAGAGAUCAUUACGAUAGAGAUUCAACAAGAGAUAGAGAAACAUCAUCCUCAAGUGGUAGUGGUAAAAGAGAGAAUGACUCUUAUCCAUCAAGUAAAAGCGACUCAAAUAGAGAUAGAGAAAAUAGGGAUUAUUCUUCAACAACUAGUGGAAGUAAACGAGAAAGUAAGGAUAGAGCAUCAGAUAGUAAUCAAUCAAGUAGUGGUGGUAGAAAAGAUUCUGAUCAUUCAUACUCAUCAAGUGGUAGUGGCAACAGGGACAGAGAUAGAGAUAGAGAUAGAGAUACCUCAUCAAAUGCCAGAAAAGAAACCUCUGAUAACAGAGACAGAGACUCAUCCUCAACCUCUACCAAUAGUAGAGAUAGAUCAGAUAAAAAUGAAAACACUAGAACUAGAGAUUCAAAUAAAAAAGAUGAAUCACAAAGAAGUGAACCAUCAUCAUCAUCAUCAUCAUCAAGAAAGAAAGAAGAUUCAAAAGACUCAACAACAUCAUCUUCAACAUCAUCGAAUAAUGAAAGAGAUUCAGAUAAAUCCUCAACAAGAAAUGAAAGAGAACAAAGUGGUAGAUCCUCUUCAAAAUCUUCAAAUGUAUCCCCUUCUUCUUCCUCUUCCUCAUCAACACCAUCACAAUCUAUGAUGAGUAAAUCUGAAAGAAUGAAUCGGGAAAAUGAAAAAGUAAUUAAACAAAAAGAAAAAGAAGCUGAAAAACAAAAAGAAAUUGAAAGAGAAAAAGAAAAAAUUAGAGAAAGAGAAAGAAAAUUCCAAAAACCAUCAACCACGGUAACAUCCUCAAGGUCAUCUAGAAGUUAG